This is a messenger RNA of Parnassius apollo (apollo), 516 nucleotides long. The record is from the annotation of a GenBank genome assembly. NCBI's taxonomy places the organism in Eukaryota, Metazoa, Arthropoda, Insecta, Lepidoptera, Papilionidae.
AUGAAAUUACCUCACGAUGAACUCAAAGAGUUCCAGCGCAUCCUACAGGAGAUAUACACCAAUAGAGAACGAUCUGAAUUAUCUGCCAAUAUCCCAGCGAACGUAGAUGAUGCAAAUAUUGCUGCCGAGAGAUUGCAACAGGAGAUCACAGACGCCAAACUUCUGUUAAUCUCAGUAAUAUCUGAGUUGAAACAAGAACUUCCACGUAUAUUCUCGGAGGUGGUAGCAAAGCCAAACUUUCUAAUCAUAGUGGAAUCUAUUGACCCCAAAAGUAAGAGCGAUGAUAUCAUGAAGCAAGUUAAGGGUGGAAUUGAUGUAGUUGAAUUGGGUUUUGGCAUCAACCAUAUUAAGAAAGCCAAGAACCAAAAUGUUGUAAUUGGUUGCGAGUCUGAAGGAGAUAGAAACACUCUCCAAGACAGACUCAAACGCACAACUGACAACUUAACAGUGUACAGACCAGUCAUCAAAAAACCAGCUCUUGCGUCUUACGGGAGUUGUCUUCGACAUGACAAAUAA